Molecule: messenger RNA, 498 nt
Organism: Trypanosoma theileri
Lineage: Eukaryota; Euglenozoa; Kinetoplastea; Trypanosomatida; Trypanosomatidae
Exons: 1
Coding region: 1-498 (165 amino acids)
Source: RefSeq, a predicted model, not a curated record
AUGCUGUUCUUCACCCGCCGCCUUCUCGCGGAGGUGACGACGAUCAACAGCAGCACCGCCUCUGCCAGCGGCCGUCUCAUUCGCAUUCGCAAAAAGUCCAAGUGGAUUGAUCGCCGCAGCAAACGCAUUCCCCACAACGGCAAGGACGUGUGGCUCUUUGGCGAGCAGCCGAGCUGCGCCCUCUGCCACGUCCGCUUCCGCUACAAACAGGACUACGAGGCCCAUAAGGAGAGUGAACUCCACCAGAACCGGCAGCGGUGGGUGGAGACCACGCGGUGGUGGCGCGACGUCGGCGAGCCGCAGUGGCAGCAGAACGCCGCCGCCGAGUGGAGGGCAUUUCAACAGAAACAAAUCGCCGAGCCGCCCAGCGGCGGGCCGUGGCGGCGGGCAGUCAUGCACGAAACCCCAAACUGGCACACACCACUGCAGCCGCCAAACGCGCGCGCGGAGAUUCGAGAGCCGCGGGAUCAGCGAUGGCCGGCAUCGCCAAAGUGGUAA